Echinostoma caproni is the source of this 261-nucleotide messenger RNA. Lineage: Eukaryota; Metazoa; Platyhelminthes; Trematoda; Plagiorchiida; Echinostomatidae. The record is from the annotation of a GenBank genome assembly.
AUGUCUCCCAUCCCACCUCCAUCCCGUUCCUCGGGAUCCUCAGACGAUCCUGCUAACAGUAAAACCUCAGAUGGUAACUCUGCCGCCGUCCUCUCAUGUCCUACCUCGAAUGCCGUCCAAUUCUCAUCGAAUCCGCCACCAGCUGAAGCCCUUCUUCGCCCUCGAUGUCCAUUCAAACUAGCCACACUUAAUGUGGACACUGAUGCGUAUAGGACAACAGGUCGGUUCAGCUCGUACGCUCGAGACCCCAGUCAUCGAUAG